AUGAGACUUCCGAGAAAUUUUAAAAGUAUAGCUGUCGCGAUAGCUGGUGUUUUUUUAGGCUGUUGCCUGAAUGCCUUAUUUUUGGAGUAUUUGGUUAAGUGUGAUCCGGGAGCUGGAACGAUGGCAACAUUUGCUCAAUACCUGUUUAUUGCUGUUGAAGGGUUCAUAAACACAUAUAAAUUCGGCACGGCUAAACGAUAUAUACCAUUCAAGAGUUACUUAACCAUAGUUGCUACAUUUUUUACUUGUAAUGUUUUGAACAAUUAUGUGUUUGAUUUCAACAUUUCCAUGCCCCUUCACAUGAUUUUUAGAUCAGGAUCCCUUAUCACAAAUAUGGCAAUGUGUAAAUUUAUUUUGAAUAAGAAAUAUACCGGGAUGAAGUAUUUAUCAGUUGGCCUCAUUACUCUUGGAGUGAUGAUUUGCACGAUAGUCACUGGACAGGAAGUGUCUGGUGACAAAGGAAAAGGCAUAGACAUGGAUAAUAGCUUUUUUUGGUGGUCGAUAGGUGUGCUCAUUCUGGUAUUAGCCCUUUUUGCAUCAUCACUACUAGGCAUUUACCAAGAAAGGCUAUACAAAAAGUAUGGCAAACAUCCAAAUGAAGCUCUUUUUUUCACUCACCUUAUACCAUUACCUGCCUUCUUGAUUUUAUACAGUAAUAUAAAGGAACAUUUCAUAAUGGCAGUGAACAGUCCACCUCUAAAUUUGCCAGUCAUUAAUUAUCCUGUUCCAGAAACCUUAUUAUAUGUAGCCGGCAAUGUUAUAACUCAAUAUAUUUGCAUCAAAUCUGUCUAUAAGCUGACUACAGAAGCUUCAUCCUUAUCUUGUACACUGGUUUUAACUCUAAGGAAAUUUGUUAGCUUGCUUAUUAGCAUCCUAUACUUCGAUAAUGGUUUCACAAUCGGUCAUUGGAUUGGCGCAUUCUGUGUUUUUAUUGGCACCUUGUUAUUUACAGAAUUGUUACAAUUGUUUGUCAGUGAGUUUACAAAGAAGAAGGAUACUAAAAAGUACAAGAAAAAAAGAUUGUAA
Nezara viridula (southern green stink bug) is the source of this 1026-nucleotide messenger RNA. The record is from the annotation of a GenBank genome assembly. NCBI's taxonomy places the organism in Eukaryota, Metazoa, Arthropoda, Insecta, Hemiptera, Pentatomidae.